AUGGGUACUCUUUGAAAGAUGUUUCUUUUUUCUUCAUUUUUUUCACAAUUACGGCUGAACAUUCCAAAACCUUGUCGGUUUUCGUCUAAUUCCGUUAAAGCCCUAGCUGCUGGUGUCUCUAAAGCAAUCAAAGAAGGAAACUUUAACCCGUUAGAUUCUGAGUACGGUGCAAAUUCGCUACGGAAGGAGACGAACUUGAUUCUUCUUUCACUUCAGUCUGAUCCUUAUUCUGCGGUCAAUUAUUUCCGAUGGGCAGAGAUGUCUGGAUUAGCUCCUUCUUUCUUUACCCUUGUUCAUGUUUUGGUUCGUCAUGGGAAGUUCGAUGUUGCAGAUAAGGUGUUUGAUGAAAUGAUUGCCAAUCGUGGAAAUAUAAGUGUAAUGCUGGAUAAGUCAAUGGACUUUCCUUUGAAUCACAGUGUUGUUUAUGGGUUUUUGAUGGAGUGUUGUUGUAGAUAUGGCAUGUUUGAUGAGGCUAUGGAGAUAAUUGUGUAUAGCACUCAAUCAGGUGUAGUUAUAGCGAAGGAUUCUGUGUAUAGGAUGCUGAAUUAUUUGAUUGACGCUGCUCGUAUUGACUUAAUAGCUGAUCAUUUCGAUAAACUAUGUAGAGGAAUCGUCCGUUGUGGUUUGAGUGCUCAUGGAUUUGUGUUGGAUGCUCUUUUCCGCAAAGGAGAGGUCACAAAGGCUUUAGAUUUUCACCGACUAGUGAUUGAGAGAGGUUUUCAUGUCGAUAUAGUUUCUUGCAAUAAGAUUUUGAAAGGUCUUAUGAUUGAUGAUCAGAUAGAGGUAGCUUCUCGUAUGUUCAGCUUGGUGUUGGACUGUGGUCCGCAACCUAAUGUAGUGACUUUUAGUACGCUGAUAAACGGGUUCUGCAAAAGAGGCGAAAUGGACAGAGCAUUUGAGCUUUUCAAUGUAAUGGAACAGAAAGGGAUAGUGCCUGACUUGAUCGCGUACAGCACUCUGAUUGAUGGAUACUUCAAAGCAGGGAUGUUAGGAAUGGGUCAUAAACUUUUCUCGCAGGCAUUACAUAACGGCGUGAGGUUUGACGUAAUUUUUUUCAGUUCAAAGAUUGAUGCAUAUGUAAAGUCUGGGGAUUUAGCAACUGCAUCUGAUGUGUAUAAGAGAAUGUUGUGCCAAGGAAUUUCCCCUAAUGUGGUUACCUACACCAUUCUCAUAAAAGGCUUGUGCCAGGAUGGAAAAAUUUACGAGGCUUUUGGUAUUUAUGGUCAGAUCUUGAAACGUUGUUUAGAGCCAUCCGUUGUAACUUAUAGCAGUCUCAUUGAUGGUUUUUGCAAGUGUGGGAACUUGAGAUCCGGGUUUGAUAUGUACGAGGAUAUGAUAAAGAUGGGCCAUUCACCUGAUGAUGGCAUUUAUGGUGUGAUUGUAGAUGGCCUUUGCAAACAAGGGCUAAUGCUGCAUGCUUUGAGAUUCUUUGUUAAGACUCUGAGCCAGUCGGUCCAGACCAAUGUUGUGGUUUUUAAUUCUUUAAUAGAUGGCUGGUGUAAGUUAAAUCGUUAUGAAGAGGCUUUGAAGGUGUUUAGAUUAAUGGGGAUUUAUGGUAUAAAACCUGAUGUAGCCACAUUCACCACAUUUAUGAGAGUGAGUGUCAUGGAAGGUAGAAUAGAGGAAGCACUAUUUCUGUUUUUCCGGAUGUUCAAAAUGGGUUUUGAACCUGAUGCUGUAGCAUUCUGUACACUAAUGGAUGCAUUCUGCAAGCAUAUGAAGCCAACCAUUGGGCUUCAACUUUUUGAGCUUAUGCAGAGUAAUAGAAUCUCUGUGGAUAUCGCGGUAUGCAAUGUCGUCAUUAAUUUGUUAUUCAAAGCUCAACGCGUAGAAGAUGUUUCUAAGUUUUUUAAUAGUCUUCUCAAAGGAAAGAUGGAGCCUGAUAUUGUUACCUAUAACACAAUGAUAUGUGGCUACUGCUCUUUUAGAAGGUUAGAUGAAGCAAAGAGGAUUUUCGAGAUGCUUAAGCUCACCGCUUUUGGACCCAGUUCUGUAACUUUGACGAUAUUUAUCCAUGCGCUCUGUAAAAACGAUGCUGUGGAUGAUGCUGUAAGGAUGUUCUCCAGAAUGGUGGAAGAGGGCCCUAAACCAAAUGUUGUCACAUAUGGUUGUCUAAUGGAUUUUUUCUCAAAAUCCAUCGAUAUUGAAGGUUCUUUCAAGCUUUUUGAGAAUAUGCGAGAGAAAGGUAUUUCUCCAAGCAUAAUAAGUUAUAGUAUCAUAAUUGACGGUCUUUGCAAACGAGGAAGAGUGGAUGAAGCGACAAAUAUCUUCCAUCAAGCCAUAGAUGCAAAGUUAUUGCCUGAUGUUGUUGCCUACGCGAUUCUUAUUCGUGGUUGUUGCAAGGUUGGAAAACUUGCUGAAGCCGCAUUGUUGUAUGAACAUAUGUUAAGAAACGGAGUCAAACCAGAUGAUUUGCUGCGACGAGCCCUUUUAGGAUAUAAUCUCCCAAAAUGGUUGAUGAACAAAGGAAUUUGGGUACACGACAAAAUGAUGCCUGAUUAGGAAGUGAGUGGUUUGAGCAGAGACUUAAAGAGAGAGGGAGAGAAAUGAUCCAUCAUCCAUAUGUCUUCUCCGGAGACUCCUCAUCGCUUCAUUGACGAUGGAUCAAAGAUUGAAGAAGAAGUAAAGCAUAAAUCAUCUAAUAUAUAUGUCGGCAAAUGUUUGAUGAGAACGAGAGAAAAUGAUCUGUUUGGAUUUACUAGUUUGAUCGAAACGAUAUCUCUUUUCUUUCGAUUGCUUCGAUGAACAAGAUGGGAGACGCUCAUGUCUUGAGGCAAGCAAAAGAUCACCAAUUCCCCCUUUUAAAACUUCAAUCUCUUUGUAAGAGACUAGUAUUACAUAAUCUGUGUGUUUAAUUUUCGAUUUUUUUUUUUGUUUUUUUUUUCACCAGAAGUAUUUUUAUGACCACGAUUUGGCAUACUACAUCUGUAGCACUUACUGAGGUCCAAUAUUUUUCUUUGUUAU
Molecule: messenger RNA, 2964 nt
Organism: Eutrema salsugineum
Lineage: Eukaryota; Viridiplantae; Streptophyta; Magnoliopsida; Brassicales; Brassicaceae
Product: putative pentatricopeptide repeat-containing protein At1g31840
Exons: 2
Coding region: 19-2502 (827 amino acids)
Molecular function (GO): protein binding
Source: RefSeq, a predicted model, not a curated record